ACCCCAUUUCAAAUACAUGCUACCCUCACCUUUCCCGCCAAAUCCACUAAACUUCUUACCUUCAAAGCCGUCUGUUCCUCGCAAUCCGAAUCAGAGUCUCCCUUUAAAACCAUAGCAGUUAAUUCAAUUCUUCGCGCAAUCCCUGAGUGGGCUGACCGCGUGAAAGAGCGUGGGAUGCAACAGAAGAGAUCAUUGUACAACCACGAAAAAUGGGUGAAUCACAGAAGUUCAUUGCGUCAUAUCAGGCAUUUACUUUCAAGCUUAUCUUCUCGCGUGAUACUUUCAUUGAUCCCUCCCGUGAUUGCUUUUACUUCGGUGGCUGUGGUUAUUGCUAGUUACAAUUCUGCUGUGGACAUGCAUUUGUUGCCCGGCUUCUUCCCUAUCUUAAAGGCUUCUUCGUUGCCGUAUCAAUUGACGGCUCCGGCUUUGGCGCUUCUUUUGGUGUUUAGGACUGAGGCUUCGUAUUCGAGGUAUGAGGAAGGGAGAAAGGCUUGGACUAAGAUCCUUGCGGGAACUAAUGAUUUUGCUAGUAUGGUCAUUUCUAGCGUUGAUAAUUCAGCUGAUGAAUCUAUUAAGGAACUACUUUUGCGCUAUAUUAUGGCUUUCCCGGUUGCUCUUAAGUGUCAUGUGGUUUAUGGAUCAGAUAUCGGUAGAGAUCUCAAGACUUUGCUUGAUGGAGAUGAUUUGGCAGUAGUGCUUAGUUCAAAGCAUCGGCCCCGCUGCAUUAUUGAAUUCAUAUCCCAAAGCCUGCGAUUGCUAAACUUGCAGGAAUCAAAGAGAACUAUGUUGGAGUCAAAGAUCUCUUGCUUUCAUGAAGGAAUUGGUAUAUGUGAACAACUCAUGGGUAUUCCUAUCCCUCUCUCAUACACUCGCUUGACAUCAAGGUUUCUAGUCCUAUGGCAUCUUACUCUUCCAAUCAUACUUUGGGAUGAUUGUCAUUGGAUAGUAGUUCCUGCUACUUUUGUCAGUGCUGCAUCUUUGUUCUGCAUAGAAGAAGUUGGGGUACUUAUUGAGGAACCAUUUCCAAUGUUAGCCCUGGACGAACUUUGCAAUCUUGUUCAGAGCAACAUUGAGGAAGCAGUUACAACUCAGAAAAUUAUUCAAGCGCAGAUAACUGCAAAGCGAAAGAGUCAUUCUUAUAAGCAUUCACAUAAUGGCUGGCCUAACCCUGUGAAGUAGACACGUAAGUCAGUCUACAUCUUCACACUACAGAAUAAGCUGCCAAGACACUUCCAUAUUGUCAGGAGCUCGGAGUUACCUCUCUUUUGCAUCCAGAUGACACAUUACAGCUGAUGCCUGGAACUUAAAAUAUGUCUAUAUGAAGUGAGGUAGCAAGGAAACCUCAUUUUUGUUGUAUAUAAACUAAAUUCAUGACUGAAGUAAUAUUUAUCUGUAUAAAUUAUUGAUACGGCAAUUGGGCA
Mangifera indica (mango) is the source of this 1421-nucleotide messenger RNA. Its product is annotated as UPF0187 protein At3g61320, chloroplastic-like. The transcript has 4 exons. The record is from RefSeq and is a predicted model, not a curated record. Gene Ontology annotation, molecular function: voltage-gated chloride channel activity. Gene Ontology annotation, biological process: regulation of photosynthesis, light reaction. NCBI's taxonomy places the organism in Eukaryota, Viridiplantae, Streptophyta, Magnoliopsida, Sapindales, Anacardiaceae. The annotation marks the transcript as partial.